Guyanagaster necrorhizus is the source of this 159-nucleotide messenger RNA. RefSeq names its product SCA7-domain-containing protein. Gene Ontology annotation, cellular component: SAGA complex. The transcript has a single exon. The record is from RefSeq and is a predicted model, not a curated record. Gene Ontology annotation, biological process: RITS complex assembly; regulatory ncRNA-mediated heterochromatin formation; regulation of transcription by RNA polymerase II. The annotation marks the transcript as partial. Lineage: Eukaryota; Fungi; Basidiomycota; Agaricomycetes; Agaricales; Physalacriaceae.
CGCGUUAAAGGCCCUGUUGACUUUGAUCGCCAGUGCGGCGUCAUCAACGACAAGGGAUUGGAAUGUUCUCGCUCUCUGACCUGCAAAUCCCACUCCAUGGGGGCCAAGCGCGCCGUCCAAGGGCGGUCACGACCGUACGACGAGCUCCUUCUUGAUUGG